Messenger RNA from Mytilus californianus (California mussel), 498 nucleotides. Its product is annotated as ornithine decarboxylase-like. Bases 1 to 498 code for a protein of 165 amino acids. The record is from RefSeq and is a predicted model, not a curated record. Gene Ontology annotation, cellular component: cytoplasm. Gene Ontology annotation, molecular function: ornithine decarboxylase activity. The transcript is spliced from 6 exons. NCBI's taxonomy places the organism in Eukaryota, Metazoa, Mollusca, Bivalvia, Mytilida, Mytilidae.
AUGGCUGACAAUGCAUUUGCUAUCGGAAACCUUGGAGAUAUCAUAAGAAAACACAGAAUUUGGCAGGAGUGUUUCCCUCGAGUAGAACCAUUUUAUGCAAUAAAAUGUAAUGAUGUUGACCCUGUCAUUAGGAUCCUAGCAGAUAUGGGACUUUCAUUUGAUUGUGCAAGUAAAAUUGAGAUACAGAAGAUAUUAGACCUUGGAGUUGAUCCAUCAAGGAUUAUUUACGCCAACACAUUCAAACAACCAUCAUUUCUCAAAUAUGCUGCUGAUAAUGGUGUUUCUUUGAUGACAUUCGAUUGUGAGAAUGAACUUGAAAAGAUCAAGAAAGUCUACCCAGAGGCAAAAUUGGUGCUUAGAAUAAAUCCACAAUCAAACUACAAGGUUAAAUUUUACCUAGGAAGAAAGUUUGGAUGCCAUCCUUUGAGAGCAUCGGAACUCUUGCAAAUUGCUAUGAAACUCAAAUUAAAUGUGAUUGGUGUAAGUAUCACAACCUGA